Messenger RNA from Hippocampus comes (tiger tail seahorse), 3909 nucleotides. RefSeq names its product F-box and leucine-rich repeat protein 13 (gene fbxl13). Lineage: Eukaryota; Metazoa; Chordata; Actinopteri; Syngnathiformes; Syngnathidae. Gene Ontology annotation, molecular function: protein binding. The transcript is spliced from 26 exons. Bases 570 to 3440 code for a protein of 956 amino acids. Gene Ontology annotation, biological process: SCF-dependent proteasomal ubiquitin-dependent protein catabolic process. The record is from RefSeq and is a predicted model, not a curated record. Gene Ontology annotation, cellular component: SCF ubiquitin ligase complex.
GGUUGUGUUCAUGGAAUGACCAAAAUACAGUAAGUUACUAUAUUGGUAAUGUCUUUGUUUGAAAAAUAUCUAUCCUUGUAUUGCAAACUAAUAUAGCAAACAACAGAUAUUUCUUGUGAUGGAAAUUAUUCCGAAACAAAGAUUAAUCGGACACACGUCUUUACGUGACGUCUUCUCUUAAAUGACGUCACGUGACAUUAUACCGAGGAGCCUACGUCCUAUUUCUAACAAUUGUCUCUCCUCGACUCCUGCAUGAGAAAACCAAGAAUAUAAACAGAUAAAUUGGUUAGCGCCAAUCCCACGAAAUGAAUGAAUCAAAAUGUAUCGUCGCGUUCGAAGACGCACUGAAUCAGUGACGAUUAGCCAUGACGUAAAGCUGCUGCUUACUAUCAGGAUUAAAUCUUUUUCAAAGACUGAAGGUGACGCGCAAAGCGAGGGGUAAAUAAUGAAAACUUGGACAUUUUCAAUUUCACAACUGCCCGUCUGUCAUGUUAUUUGUGUGUAAAUAUUUAUUUCUUUAGUUACUGUUAGCCACGGGUGCCUUUUUUAUAGAAUGACUAGCUUUGCAAAUGACAGACAGCCAGUCAAAAAUCGAAGUCAGUGCUCUGACAGAGUAUGAGCUUCAGCAACUAUACAAGGCCUUGCUAAUCGCCUCGUGCCGGUUAGAUCCCAGAGACCCCAUACAGUUCCUGAAAAACACACUGAUCACCUUUCAGGGACAUGACAAUCUGCAGGAUGUGGACUGGGACAAGUUCCUCAGUGAUAGCACGCAGCGGUCACUGCUGGCCUCUCUGCAACUGGAUGACGGGGAAUAUCUUGACGCCGAUGAACUCAAGGCCCUUUUCUGGAAAUAUGAGAAGGCCUACUCCUGCUACAGGAGGAAAUUAACAAGCUCUUGUUUCAGGAGCUGGAAGGAUUUCACCAAUGCCAGUGUGACAGAUGCCUCCGAACUGUCUCAAAAGAUGGAAAUUGCAUUGCAGCAUUAUGACAGGCGAAAGCAGGAGGUGCCGUUCCUUGCAUGGCUGCGCUGGGUCAAAUGCAAGCAGGAGUCACGUGUAGAGGCGGUGCGUAAAUUGGUGGGAGUUUUGAAAGCCUGCGUCCUCAAACGCAUCGUGACCGCAUGGAAGAAUGUUGUAAGGGACUCGCAGAGGACCAAGGAUUACUUCAAGAGACUUCAGAAUGAACUGGAGAUGGAGCGCCAGCAAAGCCAGGUCGGGGAGGGAUGCGACUGGCUCUCAGCCUUACCCAACCACAUCUCACUUAAGGUCAUUAAUCCAAAGCUUCCGAGUUUUCUUAUCGAUCAAGUACACAUGCAAGCUACAAAUCUCAGACAGGAGUCAGCCACAGCUCACAGCCAGGUCCAACUCGCGGAGGUGGAGGAGCCCGAACAAGGAAGCUGCAGACGUGCACAAGAGCAGGGUGUUUACCCGCCACAACCAGUUACCGUGACCAAGGCGGUGCGUAAAUUGGUGGGAGUUUUGAAAGCCUGCGUCCUCAAACGCAUCGUGACCGCAUGGAAGAAUGUUGUAAGGGACUCGCAGAGGACCAAGGAUUACUUCAAGAGACUUCAGAAUGAACUGGAGAUGGAGCGCCAGCAAAGCCAGGUCGGGGAGGGAUGCGACUGGCUCUCAGCCUUACCCAACCACAUCUCACUUAAGAGACUUCAGAAUGAACUGGAGAUGGAGCGCCAGCAAAGCCAGGUCGGGGAGGGAUGCGACUGGCUCUCAGCCUUACCCAACCACAUCUCACUUAAGAUAUUCCAGUAUAUGGAAUUACGAGACCUGCUGAGCUGUUCCGAAGUGUGCUGCAGUUGGAGAAGUCUCAUCCAUACGGGCACUCUGUGGAGUAAGAUCAACGUCUCGGUGGAUAAACGCUGGAUAACAGAUGACACCAUGAAGGAUGUCCUGCUUAAUUUUCGUCCAUUUGUGAUCCACCUGAAUCUGCGCGGCUGCACUUCGUUACACUGGUAUAGUUUGAAGCAUAUUGGCGAAUGCAGAAAUCUCCAAGAGCUCAACGUGUCUGAGUGUUUUAACAUCACGGACGCCAUGAUUGAGUCAAUUGUGGAAGGCUGUAACUCCCUGCUCUACCUGAACCUCUCCAGCACGCUCUUGACAGACGCCACCCUCAGAGAGCUGGCAAGCAACUGUGUCAACCUUCAGUACCUGAGCUUGGCCUAUUGCCACAAAAUGACAGAUGAAGGUUUUCAAUACCUGAGUUUGGGAACAGGCUGCCACAAUCUCCUCCACCUAGACCUGUCGGGCUGCUCCCAGGUCAGUCUUUCAGGCUCCGCGAUAUACUGUACUUAUUAUGCUCACUUCCAGAUGUAUGUUUUCAUUUUAUGGGGCCCGGAAAGUGUGACGGCGACGGGCUUCAGUUACAUCUCGGAAGCGUGCCCUUAUCUCAAGGAGAUUUUGCUCAAUGACGUGUACGACCUGUCGGACAAGUGCAUCUCUGCCCUGAUGGCCAACUGCCAGAGUGUCUCCUCCAUCUCUCUGCUGGAGGCGUGGCAACUGUCUGACGCCGGCAUCAAAGCCAUCGCCGAAGUCACCAAACUGAAGAGUUUCAGCCUGGAGGGUAACAAUCGCGUGAGCCACAUGAGCUGGAAGGCACUGUGCUCCAGCUCACGAGGCCUCCGCAGGUUGCACAUCGUUGAAUGCCACAAGAUGGGCGACACUUCCCUCAAGGCGGUGGCCACGCUCCGGAACCUGCAGUACCUGGACAUCUCGCUUUGUAACAAAGUGACGGAUAAGGGACUCUUUACUCUGGCCGAAAGCCCCUCGGCCAGCAAACUGAGAGAGCUGAAUGUGAGUUACUGCAGUCAGAUCACGGAUGCAGCCAUCAGCGUGAUUGGUCAUAGGUUUACCAAGCUGUCCCAUCUGAACUUGAGCUACUGCGAGCAGCUUACUGAUGUCGCUCUGGAGUAUUUAAUGGGCAGUUCCAUCAGCUCUCUGGACAUCAGCGGCUGUAACAUUCAAGACGACGGCCUGGCUGCUCUCGAGGAGGUUCCCUUGAAAAGGUUGAUUAUUGCCGAAUGUAUCAACAUCACAGAUGUUGGUAUGGAGAAUUUGUGCAAGUACUUGACAGAUCUGGAGUACGUCGACGUGUCUGGCUGCUUGGAACUGUCCGACCAGGCGGUCAAAGCCUUUUCAUUUUACUGCAGAGGCCUGCUCACACUGCGGGUGGCAGGCUGUCUAAAGGUAACUGAUAUGGCAAUGCAGUGCCUUUCACAUGGAGCAGCCCAGUACCUGCGAGAGCUGGACGUGAGCGGCUGUACCCUAACUGAUCGCGCCAUCAGAUACAUCGAGAGGCUCUGCCCGCCACUCUCAUCAAUCACUAUGCACGGCUGCAACCGCAUCUCAGAGGAGGCUGCCAUGAGGCUACAACCUUAUGUGCAGCACUGGGAGUACAGCAACGAACAAACCAAAUUGUGGCUUCGAUAAAGCAAUCUGUGCGCACAAAGAAUGGCAUGGUAUUGAUAAUCGCACCAGUGAAGCCUACAAGGAACUCAGUAGAGCUCAGACCUCUGCCAAGGCCCAAACAAUCCUAAUUUGGCACUUCCACAGAAACCUGACUUUUUCUUUCAUUAAGAUCCAUCCAUUUUCUGGACCACUUUUCUAUUGUAAAAAUGCAACUUUGAAUGAAUGAAAACAUUGCUGUCCAAUGAAGAAUGAUUAGCAUUUCCAAGUGUUACACAUUUGAUUGUCAUCCUAAUAACAAGAAAAUGUUGGCCAGAAAGACAAAUUGAAAUUUCAUAUGACAAUGAUGAAAAAUGUAGGGAAGCAGGAAAAUUUGAGAUUUAUAUUGGACAAUGACGCAACAGGUCGGCCUCACAAAGCAGAGUUUUAGGGUUCGAUUCCUGCUCCGGCCACCCUGUGUGGAGUUUGCAUGUUCUCCCUGUGCCUGCGUGGG